AUGUACUCUAGUGGUCGGAACACAUGUACAUCGCAAAACGAUUAUUGCUUAAUAUGCCGAGAUUUCUAUGCCGUCGACGCACAUGCUGGAAAUUAUCCUCGUCAAUAUGUAACGUCGAUUCCAAUAUUGGCUUUCGAGCUUUGUAAUCCUUUCGUGGCGAAGGUGGACAAAGCUAGAGCUAUUUUCACAUGGCUUCACCAUAACAUUGCAUACGACACCAAGGCCUACUUUCAAAACAAUGUGCGACAUCAGAGUCCCAAAGAAACUCUCAAAACUGGGCUAUCAGUUUGCCAAGGGUAUGCUGAACUUUUUCAGAAUUUGGCAUGUCACGCUGGUCUGGAGGCAAUAGUGAUUAGUGGUCACGGCAAAGGUUAUGGCUAUAAAUCAAAUUCUAUCGACAACCUCAAAAAUCAUUCUUGGAACGCCGUCAAACUAGACUCUGGACAAUGGCAACUUGUUGAUCCAUGCUGGGGUGCUGGAAGUGUUGAUAAAAAUCAGAAUUUCGACAGAAAAUUUAAGGCUACCGUAUUUACAUCAUCACCGGAAACAUUUCGAAUCAAACAUUUUCCCUCCGAUCCGAAGUAUCAAUUUUGUAAGAGGGAAAUGUCAUGGGAGGAGUAUGUAAUGGUAGAAGAUGGACCUUUGAUUUACGACGAUUUCACCGACAAAGAAUUUAGUGAAGUGACCAUUGAACCGUCUUGUCGGAUUAUCAAACCAGAGCCUACCAAAUUUAUCAUUACCUCGAAAUGUCCACACACUUUUAUUCUACCGGAACAUCAGUACGUACUAUUGUUAUGCAUCGAUGAAGUUCGUACACCUUUUCAAGUCGAUUCGAAUGGAACGACCUGGAUGUGUGAGAGUAGUUCUAUAAAAGAAAAUAGCAGUGUUGCAGUUGCAGUUUUGGAAACGUUUGGAGGGAGAGAUGGUAGAGGAGUUACUGUUGAUGAAUAUUUGAAGAACAACAAGAUUAAAGGAUACUCAUGGCGGCACAUUUGUAGUUGGGACGUUAAAAAAUGA
Messenger RNA from Bradysia coprophila, 1017 nucleotides. Its product is annotated as kyphoscoliosis peptidase-like. The record is from RefSeq and is a predicted model, not a curated record. Gene Ontology annotation, cellular component: cytoplasm. Lineage: Eukaryota; Metazoa; Arthropoda; Insecta; Diptera; Sciaridae.